Molecule: messenger RNA, 6086 nt
Organism: Pundamilia nyererei
Lineage: Eukaryota; Metazoa; Chordata; Actinopteri; Cichliformes; Cichlidae
Gene: sgsm1b
Product: small G protein signaling modulator 1b
Exons: 25
Coding region: 168-4046 (1292 amino acids)
Biological process (GO): activation of GTPase activity
Molecular function (GO): GTPase activator activity
Source: RefSeq, a predicted model, not a curated record
UUAAAGGGGUGGUGGUUCACGGUGAGGUAGCAGAUAGGUUUGAUGUAGUCGUUAAGAACACCUCGUACAUCCCGGACUGACUCUCCCUGUAAAGCAGCCUUACCUAAAUCACCGUCAAGACCGUCCAGAAAGCUGUGCGUGUCAGCCGCUGCACCCUGUCAGGAGCGAUGGGAGAGGCCGAGACGCGCCAGAAACUGCUGCGCAAUGUGAAGAAGGAGGUGAAACAAAUUAUGGAGGAGGCAGUAACGAGGAAAUUUGUGCAUGCAGACAGCAGCCAUAUUAUAUCCUUCUGUGCUGUAGUGGAGGCGUGUGUGCUUCAUGGAUUGAAACGUAGGAUUGCAGGCCUGCUGUGCAGUAAUAAGGUUGCGGCACUCUUUAUGAAGGUGGCAAAAAGCUUUUCCCCUGCUGCGGAGCUCUGUCACAAGGUCCAGGAGCUGGAACAGCUCAUUGAAAACAGCAAGCAGAACAAUUCCUCACUGAGUACUGACCGCAGUCGGCAGUCCAAGUUGGCUAACCUUCCUCCUCAAGCGCUGAAACACCUGUGGAUUCGAACUGCCCUGAUGGAAAAGCUCCUAGAUAAGAUUGUCCUGUACUUAGUAGAAAACAGCAGUUCAUUCUAUGACAAAGAAGCCAUGCUGAUGGAUCCUGUGGAUGGACCGAUUCUUGCAUCCCUAUUGGUUGGCCCCUGUGCUUUGGAGUACACCAAGGUUAAGACUGCAGACCAUUUCUGGACUGAUCCAUCUGCAGAUGAGCUUGUACAGAGGCAUCGUAUUCACAGCGGUCACUGUCGGCAGGAUUCCCCCUCCAGAAGACCGGCCUUGAUCCAAAAGAGACAGUCCAGUGGUAGCAUGGAUGAUCGCCCUCUUAUGUGGGUGAGGGAAUAUGUUGAAUCACUUCACCAAAACUCCAGAGCCACACUUCUGUUUGGGAAGAACAAUGUCCUGGUCCAGCCGAGAGAUGACAUGGAGGCCAUUCCAGGCUACCUUUCUCUACAUCAAACUGCAGACCUCAUGACCCUGAAGUGGACACCAAAUCAACUGAUGAAUGGCAAUGUUGGGGAGCUGGACUCUGAAAAAAGUGUUUACUGGGAUUAUGCUAUGACAAUUCGUUUGGAGGAGAUUGUGUAUCUCCACUGUCAUCAGCAAGUGAACAGUGGAGGCACAGUCGUUUUGGUGAGCCAGGAUGGGAUCCAGAGGCCUCCUCUACACUUUCCUAAAGGAGGCCAUUUGCUCCAGUUUCUCACAUGCUUAGAGACUGGCCUGCUACCUCAUGGGCAGCUAGACCCGCCACUCUGGAAUCAGAGAGGGAAGGGAAAGGUUUUCCCCAAACUGCGAAAGAGAAGUCCACAUGAUUCAUGUGAUUCUGUAUCAGAUAAGGAAGACGAUGAAGCAACCGAUUAUGUGUUUCGGAUCCUCUUUCCUGGCAAUCAGAUGGAGUUCAUGGCCCCAGAGCUGAUGGAUCAGGGUGUUAAUAUGUGGCAACCAGCCCCCAGGAAGUCCUCCUGCUCCUCCUGCUCACAGAAUGGCUCAUCUGAUGGCUCUCUGCCUAAUGGCUGUAACCAAGAAAGGGCUCCCUUAAAGCUCCUUUGCGACACCAUGAAAUACCAGAUAAUCUCCCGUGCGUUCUAUGGCUGGCUUGCAUACUGUCGUCAUCUGUCCACGGUCCGCACCCACCUCUCCGCAUUGGUCAACACCACGAUUGUUGACCCCAGCGUACCCUGUGAUGCUCGAGGAGGCCUCUCUGUGGAGGUCUGGGGCAACUUCCUCAAAGACAGCUCUGCCUAUGAGGAAAAGGAGAUACACAGACUGGUGUAUUUUGGUGGGGUGGCCCCUUCACUCCGUAAAGAAGUCUGGCCCUUCCUGUUAGGACAUUAUAAGUUCAGCAUGAGUGAGAAAUGCCGGCGGGAGAUUGAUGAGCAAAUGCGGUGCAUGUAUGAGCAGACUAUGAAGGAGUGGCAGGGUUGCGAGGCCAUUGUCCGUCAGAGGGAGAGAGAGAAACAUGCCGAGGCACUCGCCCGAUGCUCAUCCGGAGCCAGCGUGGAAAGGGGACCCGUGCAGCGGGACUCCACCAUCAGUACAGAUUCUUCUCUAAGUAGCAACUCAGAUCAACAAAAUACUCACUCACAGAGCGACUCCAGCAGCAACGCACAGGUAUUUGAAUCGGUCGACACAGUGGAUCAGGCUGAGAGUGAGUCCAGAGCUGACAAAGAAGCACAGCACAGAGGUGCAGGCAAGGCCAUCGGAAAUGGAACCACAGACAAGCAACAACUUCCCUCCACCGACCCUGCCUCCAACGAUCUGUCAAACCAACGUCCAGAUUCAGACAGCUGUCACCCUGUAACUGAGUCUGCUGUUUCUCAGCAAACAGCAGAAAACUUAGAAGUCUGCAGUGAGGAACCUACAGCUGAGUCACAGCCUGUAAAGAUUCAGCUCACAACAUGUGAAUCAGGAGGGGAGGAUGUAAAGGACCCUGCAGCCGAGAGUGAGGCUGAUGCACAAAAGAGGGAGACGGUUUUAGAAAGCAUAGUGGUUCAGGAGACAAAGAAAUCUGAAGCUGAGCAAAAAGCUGAAGUAGAGGAAAAAGAUCAAACGAAGCACGGGCUGUCAGGAGCUUCAAAAGCCACUGACACAGAUAUUAAUUUGAAAGAGAAUACUAAUGUUCUAAAGCUGGAAACAGAGAUUCAUAAUGAAUAUUUCCAAGCACCUCCGCUUGGGCAGACUUUAAGUCUUCAGCCACACAAGAGCAAAAGUCUGGAAGUUGAGUCAUCUUGUCCGCCUGUAGCAGAAAAAGAUGCAAAUCCGCUAAAUGAAAAAAAGCCAGAGAUUUCUAAGAAAAACGAAAUCCCAUUAAAAGUGAUCAAGGCCUCAAACACAGACGCAGAAACAAAGGAUGUCGAAGCAGCUGUCUGCGACUUUGUUGAAACCAAAAAAGCUACAGAGAUUUCAUUCGAGAAACCUGGUUCAAAUUCUCCAGUCAGACAAGUGCUGAAUGCUCUUCAAUCAGCAUCGCUUUCGUUGUCGUCUCAGUCCCGGCAGUCUCCAGACACAGCCGAUUCGGAUGACUCUCCUUCUGCGCUGGAAAUGGAGGACAUUCCUGCAGGGAUAACAUACGUGACCUCAGAGGACAUCAAAACCAGGCCUUUGGCAGGGCUUGCUGCGCCCCCUGUCUCCCUGGCACAAAGAGAGAAAAUGGCAUCUGAGGAUCUUGCCCUAGAUCACCAUCUGGACACAGCUUGUAAUACCAGUCCUGAGGGCACAGAUCUGGGCCUUUCAGAAGAGGAGCCCGAGAUAGACAAUGUGCUCACUGAACCAGAAUCUGCAGAGGUGGGAGGAGUCACCAAAUAUGAUGAGUCCUCAGAGGAGCAAACCUAUUCUCAAGAAACAAUGGAUAUGUACUUGAUCAAUUUGCAUCGUAUUGACAAAGAUGUCAGACGUUGUGAUAGAACGUAUUGGUACUUCACCACUGAGAAUCUGGAGAAGCUGCGUAACAUAAUGUGCAGUUACGUCUGGCAGCAUCUGGAUGUCGGUUAUGUGCAGGGCAUGUGUGAUCUGCUCGCUCCUCUGUUAGUUAUCCUGGAUGAUGAGAUCAUGGCGUUCAGCUGCUUCACUGAACUGAUGAAGAGAAUGAACCAGAAUUUUCCUCAUGGGGGUGCCAUGGACUCUCACUUUGCCAAUAUGCGCUCACUUAUCCAGAUCCUGGACUCUGAGCUGUUUGAACUGAUGCAACAGAAUGGAGACUAUACCCACUUCUACUUCUGUUAUCGCUGGUUUCUUCUUGACUUCAAGAGAGAAAUGGUCUACGAUGAUGUGUUCUCUGUGUGGGAAACCAUCUGGGCAGCCAAGCACACCUCCUCUGAGCACUUUGUGCUCUUCAUUGCUCUGGCACUUGUGGAGAUGUAUCGAGACAUCAUCCUGGAAAAUAACAUGGACUUUACAGACAUCAUCAAGUUCUUUAAUGAAAUGGCCGAGAGACACAACGUCCCCCAGGUCUUGAUGAUGGCCCGAGACUUGGUCCACAAAGUGCAGACGCUCAUAGAAAACAAGUGAUGCAGGAUGCUGCUGGUUAACACCCACAAUUCUUUUGUGCUAACCUGUCUCAGAGAUAACAACCGAACCACGUUAUUGUCGUAUAUUCCACAGAAAAGGAAAUGAUGUAAAUGAAAAGUGCCGACAAGAUAACCGAUCAUUAAAGCUGCUUGUUAUUCAAAGGUAGUUGUAAAACAACUUCUCACCACUUGUUCUCACCUCUCUGUUUUUGGGAGAUGCAGUUAUUGCCAGUAAAGUUAUUUUUAAAAGUGUUUUUGGUCACUUAGUGAAUGUACCCUUGUUGAAUCUGCUUCAGGAUGUUGUUUAUUUUGCCUUAAAAUUUGCUAUUUUUUCAGGGAUACAGCAACCAAAUUCUUCACUGCAUUGAUAUUCUCCCUAAUGCGUUCGGUUAAGUUAUGCAUCUUGUAUACACUUAAAUAUAUUUUCAGUAUUGUCAUUUACUUAGCUGAAAUUGUAGCUGCCAUGGUUAAACAUUUUGUGAUACACUUGAAUAGUUUUUUUUUCAGUGAUGUACCUGGCGUCACGGGAUGAUUUGCAAACGUUGCAGGGUUCUACCGGCUGGCUUAUCUGAUGUUAAAUAGGUGUUUGCCUCUGAUGCACACAAGAUUGCAGGAUAUGCAGACCUGGAUUCUGUGUAGCACCUCGUAAUUGCACAUAGUUUCCAUAUACUGUAUCACAAUUUCCUCUUUCAGCUGGUCACGCUCUCAUAGUCUCCUCUCCUGUCUCCCACCUCCUCUAUGCAUUAGUUAAAAUGAUUUAACUGUUGUCUCUUAUCCCAGUUAGUAUUCCUCCUGCAUGCUGUCAUUGAAAACCUCCUUCUUCUUCCCUUAAACUACACAGUGCUGCUCAGGCUGAACACGUCAGCUAUCGUUUUCAUAAAAUCAAAGGAUAAAGACUGGUUAAAGGGAUUUCCCACAGUCAGAGGUUUCUUCCUGUUAAAAGGGAGUUUUUCCCUCUCACUGUCUUUCUUUAAUUUACAAUGUAAAGUACGUUGAGGCAACUGGUGUUGUGGUUUGGCGCUACAGUAUAUGAAUUGGAUUGAAUUGAAAGCAGCACAGCUUUACCAGAUUUAGCUUCCAUGCGAUAUAGAGAGUCGUGGUCGUAAUGUUUCUGCUGGUGGUUAUUUCAAAGAGGUAGUUAGCUGGUGGCAGUUUGUGCUUCCUUCACAUGCUGCACUUCCCUUUUUCACUUUCACUCUUAAACUCUGUCUCGCCCUGAUGAACUUGGUUGUCAUGGCUUUAAAGCGCGUCAAAUUGUUUCUGUAUGCCAAAAACCCCCAAAGGCAGCGAAUAGUUUAAUAUUUCCCGGACAUUUCUCUUCAUUAUUGUCACUAUUUCACUGCUGCUCAGAAUGUCAGAGCUCUAACUUCAGCUAUGAGGAAAGUGCGAUCUUGAUGAUAAGCUUUUUACUUUUAAAUGAAUGGUAGCUGGUCAGUGGUAUGUAGCCAUGUAGAUAAUGAUGAUUUUGUCAGUUCAUUUUUUUGCUGCAGUCAUAGUGGAUUUCAUUUGUUUAGCCUUAAGACAAGAAAUGAUUAAGAGCUCGGGAGUAUACGUGUAAAGGUGAAUAUCUUAAGAUCUCGGCAGAUAAACACAAGAUACGGUACUCUAUAUAGCUCGAUACCGAGAGAGGCAAGUCAGAAAAUAUGAUUUAUUGGUGCCACUUACAGUUACAAAAUAGCCAAAACACACACGUCUGUUUCACUGUGGCUUAAAUUCCAGUGUUUUAAUAUCACUGCUAAUGUGUCUACAUAUGAUCUUGCCUGAGUAUUGCUGUUUGUGUAUUGCUGUUUGUUGUCAGAAGAUUUACAGUAUACAAUGUGUUAAGAAGAAACUGACUUACUUUACAAAAAAAAACAACCCCUAAGCUAGUACUUAUUUAUUAAAUGCAAUACAAUGUCUGUAUAUGGGCCUGGUCUGAUUAUAAUGAAGCAAAAGCUAAAAGUAUGCCAAUGGAAAUAAAUAUAUUUUUAUUUUUUCUGUCUUCUAAAAUGGUCACUGAGUAUACUUAAUUUAUUGUGUAUUAAAAAUCUUAUAUUUUGCA